AUGUCUGUUUUGUCUUCACAGACGACCUCGUACGCUUCUAUUAACGCCGUGGAGCCCAGCUCGCGCACACGCUCCAUUGGGGCCGGCAUGCGCACUUUAGGAGUGGUGUCCACAGGAGAGUCGUUGUCCACAUCCAGAGAAGUCGACGCUGCAGUCGACCAUGCAGACGACCAUGCAGACAACGUGGACUCCGCGUCACACUCCGUCUCGCUGUCCGAGGAGCACGCCACCGGCACCUCGGAAAGCGGGCUCGUCACUGCGUUGUCUCGCUCCGCCUUCCACUGA
This is a messenger RNA of Sparassis crispa, 285 nucleotides long. RefSeq lists its product as hypothetical. The transcript is spliced from 2 exons. NCBI's taxonomy places the organism in Eukaryota, Fungi, Basidiomycota, Agaricomycetes, Polyporales, Sparassidaceae. The coding region runs from base 1 to 285 and encodes 94 amino acids. The record is from RefSeq and is a predicted model, not a curated record.